UACCGACUCAGUGACAGAAAAUUGACAAGUGUUUUUUCUUUAAGUUGGCAUUGAUCGAAAUUUUGUUUAAUUAUCGUGGGCGAUGAUGCAGUAGGUGCUGAAUAUAUCUCAGGAGGCGAUUGAAACUUUAAAUGAUACGAUGAAUUAGGGACGCUAAAUAAAAAUUGCGUGUCACACUAUUUUAAAUUAUACAAGUGAGCUCCAUUAUUGAAAUCGAUGAAGAUACGCAGCAUGGAGUUCUAACACACUUUCUAGGCAUAAGAAACAACCUGAAACAACCUUUAGUAGGUACCAGUUUCGCUUUGUCCCUGGCUUUAUUAAUUUUGUUGAGCGACGGCGACUAAAUUUACUAUCUUGUGGGAUGUAAGCUUGGCUGCAUACAAAGGCAAUCAUAAAGAAAAUAUUUGGCGCAAAAUAACGUGCAAAGAAUGCCUCUCACAGCUCCUUACAUACUUUAUGAACUUUAUUUGAAAUAAUGAAAUUAAAUUAUAUUCAUAGAUAGUGAUUGGAUUCUUAGUGGAAACAUAAAUAUGAGGCUUAAAAAUUAAUACCAAAAACAACGUAUCAACUGGCCACAUAAAUUCUAUGGAGGAAAAACCUUUUUAAGUCAACUAGAUUAAGAUUGAAAAAAAAAAUGUGAAUUAAAUAUGUACGUCAAAAAAAUCAACAAUUUCAUUUAAUUAAAUAAAUAAAAUUAAUUGCCAAGGCGACCACAUAUAUCUAUAAAAAGGUUUUUGGAAAAGCAUGGAAAGGAGGUAUAGAGUUAUCUUAACACGAGACGUAUUUGAGGUUUUAGAAAAUAAUUGUUCUGAAGAUAAUACUGAAAGAUUGGAAACUUCUGAAGUUCUACCAGAUUUUGAGCAUCACUGCAAGCAAUUAUAUUACCAUGGUUUGUUUUUGUGAUUUCUUUCAAAAUAAAAAAGCCAAAAUAACAUAAUGAUUUUGUAAAUAAAUUGAAUUAAGGUAAAACUUUCGUUUGAUAGAUAUUGCAUUUAUUUUCUUGAUGACAGCUUGAGAGCCUAAUGGAGGAAUAUAGUAAUUUCGAUAUCGAUAAUAAAAUUCGAAACAUUUCUUUAAUUCGUGUUUUAUUUUUGUCAGCACUGCUGAGUGCUCAUAAUUUGGCAGGGUGUCCGUAGCCUAGGAAACGGGUGUAGCUACAGAAUAACAACACUGAUAAGUCAUUUUCCUUAUCGUGUUACAUAAAAAUAUUUUUUUGUGUAUUCAUCCAAGUAAAUUCUAAAUGUUAAGAAAAUCGUAAUCACCUUUAAAGUGGCGAAAUAUUUAAGGAACAAUGAAAAUUUUGACAGUUCAAAGUAUGGCUGGCAGAUUUUGAGUGCGCCGGCGACGAGGUGCUCGUGGAAUCGUCGCCGCCUCCAUCGCCAGGCAUGGCGGCGAGUCUAGCGGCGCCCACACAGGGCAACGGCGCCGGCAAUACUUCGCCCUCGGCGGUACGCGAACUCAUCGUUAUACCGGAGAUACCGAAUUCUAUACAACUACAGCAUGCUAUGCAACAGGUGUCGAACACUUUGGUGGAGGUGAAAGGGGAUAGCUCGGGGCAGUCCAGUCCAUCUGUGGACGCUCAACACACGUACAUCACCGUUGCCAGGUCGUGGACUGGUCGGUAUCCAGAAGCAACGGUAAAAGCCGAGGAGCACAGUGAUGAAAGCGAGGGGGGCAAUGGAACCAACUACCACGUACAGUACGUCACGGAGCCACAAGAGAUAUACACACAAGGGAAUCAAACGCAUAUGGAGGAGCUACGUACGUACCCGGUGUACGGAGUCGCCACCGUCGCGAACCCGGCCCCGGCCGAGGGCACGUCGUUCGACAGCAACUGGGGCGGAGCCUCCUCGGCCGAAUACUCCGCUUAUGGCAUCGUUGUGGCCGGCGACGAGGCGGAGGCGCCGUCGUCCCCCGCGACCCCCGGCGCCCCCCGCAUGCCCCCCGCCACCGUGCAGUGGCUGCUGGACCACUACGAGACCGCGGACGGCGUGUCCCUGCCCCGCUCGAGCCUGUACGCGCACUACCUGCGGCACUGCACGUCGCACCGCCUGGAGCCGGUCAACGCGGCGUCGUUCGGCAAGCUCAUCCGCUCGGUGUUCGUGGGGCUGCGCACCAGGCGGCUCGGCACGCGCGGCAACUCCAAGUACCACUACUACGGCAUCCGCGCCAAGCCGCACGCCGCUGCCGACACCAGCGCCGACACCGCCGCCGCCGACAAGACUGACCUCUACGACGCACAGGAAGGUAGGGCGCGUUCAAGCGAGCGCGAGACCGCGUCUAGUCCGGUGGGGAUCAGCGGGGUGGCGCACCGGCAGUACCUGGGGACCGUGACCGCGCCCGACCCCCCCGAGCUGCUGCUGGACGAGCUGCCCGACGACGUGCCGCCCUCCGCCCUCCCCGCGCUGCGGAAACAUCACAGAGAGCACGGGAGCUCGUUCCUGGAGGCGGUGGCGGCGCUGGACACGAGCGGCGUGGAGCGCACGCGCCGCUCGUUCUGGCGGGGCGCAGCGGGGGGGGACGCGGGCGCGCUGUGUCGCCGCACGCUGCUGGCGCUGGCGGCGCGCCGGGACGUGGCGCGGUGGCUGCGCAGCGCCGACCUGCUGCUGUACCAGCGCGCCGUCGACCUGCUGCUGCCCGACGUGCUGCGCCCCAUCCCGCCGCAGCUCACGCAAGCCAUCCGCAACUUUGCCAAGACUCUCGAGUCGGCUCUGGCGGGCGCCUCCAACGGAGCUCCGCCGGCCGCCAGUCGGGCGCAGGCCGCCGCCGCCGCCGCGCUGGCCGCUGCCCUGCGGCGCUACACCUCACUCAACCACUUAGCGCAGGCCGCCAGAGCCGUGCUCACUAAUCAUCAUCAAAUCCACCAGAUGGUGCUGGACCUCAACCGCGUGGACUUCCGCGUGGUGCGCGAGCAGGCGGCGUGGGCCUGCGCCUGCGCGGCCGCCCCGCACGCGCUGCGCCUCGAGACGGACUUCAAGGCCACGCUGUGCCGCGGCGCGUCGCUGGAGCAGUGGGCGGCGUGGCUGGAGGGCUGCGUGGGCGCGGCGCUGCUGCCGCACGAGGCGCGGCCGGGCUACACGCGCCGCGCCCGCCGGCUGCUGCUGCACUGGUCCUUCUACUCCUCGCUCGUCAUCAGGGAGCUCACGCUCAGGUCGGCGGCGUCGUUCGGCUCGUUCCACCUGCUGCGGCUGCUGUACGACGAGUACGUGUCGUACCUGGUGGAGCGCCGCGUGGCCGCGCACCGCGCCGCGCCGCCCAUCGCCGUCAUGCAGCGCGCACUCGACGACGAUGACGACGUGGCAGAGGACAACUCUCGCGGCGACGGCGACGACGACAACCCGGACUGGGAGUGGGACGACGAGGACGAGGAGGACGACGAGCCUCUCGACAACAAGAAGCACAAACUCAACGACUGAGCUCAAGUUUCCGAACCGAGCAAGUUCAGAUACGGUUGGGUGUUGUUUAAAGGGAGUCACGGAGGACUCGUCGCGAGUGACUAAUACGAACACAGGAUUUAGUCUCGUACGUUACUGUAAUUAUAUAAGUACCAAAGAAAUUGUUUUAAGAGUUCUUGUCACUUGGCUUGCACCGGCACACCGACCACUGCAUUAGGCUAUUCACGUUCUGUGUGCUUAAUGCGAGUACUUUAACGUUGUCGAUAGCGUAAACGUUAACUCAAUUUUGUAUGGAGUUGGAACGUUUGCCUACGUUUGCCGCUAGGGGCGCUGUUUCAACUGCAUACGUAGUUGAGUUAACUUUUACGCUAUCGACAACGUUAAAAAACUCGCUCUAAGCACACCGGUUCUCGGAGGUUUAACGUAGGAGAGUAGAUAGAUAGAUGUGAAACUAAAUAUUUUUUUAAUGGUUUUCAUUAUUUUGUUGGGUGAUUGCGUGAUAGAAUAAUUGCAUCAACGGACUGAACCCGCGCUGUUUCAUUCGAGAAUUGUGUUUGUGUUAAUUGGUCUGCUAAAGUGUUUAUUAUAUCCAAAAGUUCCACAGGACAGAUGGAACUGAUUUUUAAAUACAUUUUAAACAAGUUUCCUAGAUGAAGGCCCUUGCAAUUUGUCUGUUUGUUCAUGUUUUUAUUCUUGUUCGCCGUAUCGAAUAGCUCAAGUUAGUCUAAACUAUGUUUAUAUAUUAUUACAUCGUUAUACACAUUAAAAUAAAUAAUACUUGUAGUUCCUUAUUUCGAAUCAUCGACAUCGUCCCGUUAGGAUUAAAUCAUAUUAUAUUAGUCUAAAUUAUAAUAAUUUUAACGUUGUCACAAAGUGAAUUUGUGAAGGGUGUAGCCAUUUUUGAAAGUAUAAUAACAAAAAUAAAUUUCAGUUGCGCCUAUCAUUAUUAAUUCUGUCUCUGUCGUUCUUUAUCAAAUCUGGCAGCUUAGAAAGAGAGGGAGAGAGAGACAAACUAUAUUGGUGUUUGUAGUUUUAUUAAGUUUUACUCGCGUUGAGUAUGUUGGAGAUUAGUUAAUAGAAUGUGCAUUCAGUUAGUUGUAUUUAGAAAUGUUUGCAGGGAGCCGGGCCGUUUGCAAAUAUACCUACAAUAGAAUGUACCUAAAUUAUAAUAUAGUAUAGUAUAAUGACGUCAUAAUCUAGGAUUAUAUUAGAUUAUAAUGUCACUAUAAUAUAACAUAAUCUGUUGUUUAGUAACGUAAUGAAGGGAGAUUGUAAAUUAAAGCAAUCGAACGAACCGAUAAUGUUUUCGAUCGAAUUAUAAAUAAUCAUCUAGGUACGGUAAAUAAUUAUCGAAUGAACAUCAUCAAUAAUUAUAUACUAUACUCUAUUCCAAUUACGAAAUCCCUUUUGUCACUUCUUAGAACGUAAUCCUUCACGUUUCGUAUAAUUUGAAAUAAUAAUCAUUUUUGUUCAUGAUUGUAAAUCAUCAUUUAAAAAAUACACAAUCAAUCUAAAUCAUCAUACAAUUAAUUAACACACACAAUAACAUUAUCUGUUAAAUGCGACUUCGUAAUUGGAAUAGAGUGUAGGGUAAGCACUUACUCUCUCAUCAAUGGCCUACGUCCUACUCCACCAGAGAUUCCUAAGUUCGAUAAUUUAAGCCACAACCGCCUAUAAUUUGAUACACGUUCAAACUGUUUUUAUAAUUAGCUUCUCAUUUCUAUCGUUUCAAAUAAUUGAAGACAUGAGUGGAUGAAGUGGAUAUGACACAAUCUGUUAAUUUUGAGAAAACGGGCAACAGACUUUUGUUACUUGUCCUUUUCCUUCGUAAGAAACUCCUUCAACACAUGAGAAUCACAUGCAUUAAAAAUAGCCUUUAAACCUAGAGUUUUAAGGUCUAAUAUGGUUUAUAGACAUAACACCUUCAUUUGAUGUAAAAACUCAAAAAUCUUAAAAAUGGUACUUAACCCCAUCAUCCACUCAUGUCUUCAAUAAAAUUGUGUACAAUUGAAGACAUUAAUCGUUGUGCACAAUGUGGUACUGGUGGCUACAUCCCGUCGGGAUGGAUAGUUUUUGAUAAUAUUAAAUGAGUUUAUACAAAUACCUACCAACUUUUAUUGGUGAACUCAAUGAAUCAGAAAUGAUGAGUUCGAAGUUACACCUCGUUUCCGGCGGGUCGAUGUGAUUUGCGAAAAUUUUAAGUCACGUUUUUUUCACUUGACAAAUUAUGUAUGACUAAAAUUAGUUGACAAGAUACCUACUUAUAUUUUAAUAUUUUUUCUUUGAAAUAUUUUGUUAAAGCCAAAGAAGUUUUAUUUGUUACGUAAUUGACACACGCUGUUUGUUUUGCGAUUUUUAGGUAAAAUUUUAGUGUCAUUUUAUUAUAAUAUGAGCUCACUUUGUUUGAAAAUCGAAUUGCAUUAGUCAAUUUUUAACAACAAGUGUUUUUUAAUUACUUCCAUUUUAGCGUGGUCUUGUUGCGCCACGUCUUUGUUAAAGAAACUCAUGUCAGUGCGAGUUUUUUAACGUUCUCGAUAGCGUAAAAGUUAACCCAGUUUUGUAUGCAGUUGGAACAGCGCCCCUAGCGGCUAACGCAGGCAAACGAUCCCAUUCCAUACAAAUAUGAGCUAACUUUUACGAUAUCGAAAACGUUAAAAAACUCUCACUAAGCCCACAGUAAUAAGAACGGUUUACGUUUUCGUGUCGUUCAUAGCGAGUUCACCAUUAAAAGUGAAAUUGUUUCUAAUUUAAAUGUUAUUGUAGGAUUCGAUACACAAUAUCUUCGGGCCUAAGUAAACUUGUAUAUCAUAGGGUUUGUGUGGUCAUCGUACGUUGAUGAUAAUUUUAACUGUAUAUGUAUAUAUAUGUCGCGUAUUACCAAAGAACGUUGCAAUUUUACUACAUUUAUACAUUAGUAGCCGCGCAUAGUCAUGUAGAACAUCGAAACACCACCUGCCCUGGUGAAACUGGAAAGGCCUCCGGGCCACCAGUAAUAAUUCAAUCAUAAAAAAAGAGCAUUGAAAACCUAAUACGUAGUCUAUAUUGAAAUAUAAUUAUAUUAAAACUAAAUUAUUAUUAUCUACAUGAUAUAGGUAUUUUAAUGUCAAAAUUACCUCUCGUGUGUUUUGACAAGUGAAUGUGCUCAAUUUUUCUUUAUAGAAAAGAAAAACAAUUUUGACAAAAAUUCUAUUACAUCUAUUACAAGUUAAAAAAAUAUAGGUCUGUGUUGUAAUAUUAAAUAUUUGUCGUAGUGUUGCCAUAAUAUUAAAUAUUUAAAGAUAUUUUGUGGUGUAUCCGUUGUUGCUGGACAACGUAUUGAAUUCUGCAUAUCCGAAACGUCUCGAAGGUUCCCGCGAGCAGCCGUCACAAACUACCCGCCUUUGUCGAUGCCUUAUUGAAUUGCUACGUUGUUUGGUAAGUGAAUAGGUUGUGUUUUAGAAAGCAAAUAAUUUAUAACUGAAUGUUGUGAAUAUUCAUUCCUCUGUUGUGACGAUGUAUUAUUGUAAAAAUUAUGAAAAAUAAAUAAAUAUAUAUAUAUGUCUAUAAUUAUGUUAUUGGUCGACAUAUGACAAUAGUGACGUGCUCUGAAUGUCCAUAUUGAGUGCCUAUAAAAUGCUUUUAUUUUAUUAGUACUUUUAUCAUUAAUUAAUUAAUUAAACAAACAGUCAGUCCGGGUAACUUUGAUAAAGAUGACGUUGAAGUUUUUGGGUUAAAUAAUUCAAAUGCUUCUCGCGAAUGGACGCGCGGAUCACAAGUUACCGGAAGUGGCUGCACACAAAUUGCCUUUGAUAAAUUAUUAUUCCAAUACAAUAUAUUAAUUAUUUCCUAUGAAUAGUGAAGUUUGUUCGUAUUUUUUUUUGGUAUUUUCGAAGGACCGCACUAUAUUUAGAUGAAUGUUCGUAGGUGGCACCUAUUGUUGUAAUUAAUAACUCUAUAGGCGUUCCGAUGAUCGCCGAACGCGUAGUUGUCUCUUUUUCAAAUUUGAAACGUUUUCACUCUGGUAUGAUGCUAGUGGAACUAUGGUAGUGAAUUGUUUACAAACUGGACCCGUAGCCGGUAGAUAACAUGGUAUCUUUGUAUUGCGAAUUAUUGAGGACAUUUUGUUUCGUGACUGAUGUUGUUCCACGUUAUAUACGAUUGAAAAUACCAUUGAAUGAGUUUAAUGGAUAAUUUUAAUGAAUGCCAUGAUUUUUGUAUGUUUUAUUAAACUAUUUGUUUUGAAAGAUUAAACGUAAAUUUUGACUUUAUCAGAUUUUUUUUUACUCAAAAGCAAAGAAGUCUCUUUUGUACGCUUUUGUGUAUGUUUGGUUAAUGAUAAUAUUUUGAAGCCAAGUAACGGAAUUUUGAGUACGCAGAUGUAUUAUCACUGUUGGAAAAUGCAUUGUAUUUCCGUAAAAUUCACGGUAUUACGUGUAACAGUGAACACGUUUUUGGUUAUUUAAUUUAAUUAUUGUACUGGGUCAAGGAAAACUUUUCUGAAGCCGAAAUAUCUGUAAACUGCUCUGUGAUGCGAACGGAAACAUUAAACAGAAUUUGUUUUAUAUAUUAAUUGGACAUGUCAUUUAAAGCACGCGCAUUUAGUUUUGGCACUUGUGUACAUCCGCGAAGGUCGACCUUGCGCGUCACCUGAAAAUAUAAUAAUAUACACAAAAACAUUAGUAACAAUAAUUAUUUUUCUGUAGUAUUUGUUAAUUUUAUCCAAAGAUUGGGCAUGAUUUUUCUGUUUCAUUCGAAUUUGAAACGUUCCAAGUGUUUGUUGUCUGCUCACGACGCCUCCACACUAGCGAGAUCGACUUGUAGACACGAGCUUAACUUUUUGUAUUUUUAAAACGUUACAGGAUUGAUGUCGAACAAGCAGUUUGGUGGACUGUAUUCCUAUUGUUUAGUUGUAAACGAAAAUUGUUUAUGGAAUGGCCAAAUUGACAUUUGACAUGAUUCGAAUUUGAAAAAUUAUUGAAUGACACUUAAAAUAAUAAUUUUCGUCAAACGUCCAGACAAUAUUUCGACAAUAGACAAUAUUUCUCUAAAAAAAUAAAUAUCGCCUCAAAAUGGGAUUUGUGUGGCCAUUGCGUAAUGCAAGCAGAGUAUGGUACCGCUCAAGACAAAUUUUAAAAUUAUGUAAUCAUCAUUUCUCGUAACGAGCAUCUUUGAUUGACUCUACUCUACCUAUUGUUAUUAAUUGAUUAACGCCUUCAAUUCCUAAACAAGAUCUAAAUCUAAUGUAGGUACGUACCUAUGUAAAAAAUAUGGGCACGAUGCUUAAUGAGUCGUCUAUUAUCAAAGGUGGCAAUCUGUGCAUUUGGACAAAAAAAUGUUAUUGAUAUGUCAAUACAGAUUGAUUUGAAUAAAAUCGUCUCCUUCAAAGAAUACGGUUCAAAACCUGCAUUAAAUAAAGGUUAAUACUUAACCUGUUAUUUAUCUAUGAUGUCGUUCAGAAGAGUUUUGUGACUGCCAAUGGAAUACAAUGUCAAUAAUUCGUUUUUCUGAUUUACCAAUAAUUGUCCAAAAGUCACAUUGCCGGCUUUGAUAAUAGACGACUCCUUUAAACAAAAUUAAAUGCCCACAAACUUUUUUAAACCUAGAGAUAGUUCAUUUACGUCUCACGGAAUCCAAGACAGAAAAUCACCGCUACACUUUUAUUUUAUCGUAUGAACGGAAUCAUAAAAAUUGUGUUUUUAAUUUUAAAAAAAGUUGUUUUGUAAAAUGCUGUUUUCAAAUUACGUAACUUCUAACUAACAUCAGGACUAAACAUAAAGUUGACAUUGUGAGAUGUGAAUUUGGCUUACAACGAACAGUCUUUAAAAAACGAGUCGCUAGUCUAAAUAUUUUGAUGUCUACUUCGAUACAAAAAUGCAGUCCGCCAAAUUCGACAAAGUGUAUUUUAGAUGUUAAGAAAUGUGUGGCCUUAUCGCAGUAAUAAAUGUACAGAAUGGUGAUUAUUGUAAAUUUCCCUCAGAUCCUUGUGUACAUUUAAAUUCGUGCGAACAAAAAUAAUGUUUUGAAAUGAACGAUAUUAGCUAAUUAUUGACAAAAGUAGUUUAUUCUGCGAUAAGGUAGUUAUUGUUGUAUGGAAGUGAAUGACGAGAUUUUGUGUAAAAAUUUGGAUGAGGAAAACAGUGUCUGGAAAUAAAACUAGUCAUGUGUUUA
Bombyx mori (domestic silkworm) is the source of this 9542-nucleotide messenger RNA. It is a transcript of the gene Rfx, whose product is annotated as transcription factor RFX3. Gene Ontology annotation, molecular function: DNA-binding transcription factor activity, RNA polymerase II-specific; RNA polymerase II cis-regulatory region sequence-specific DNA binding. NCBI's taxonomy places the organism in Eukaryota, Metazoa, Arthropoda, Insecta, Lepidoptera, Bombycidae. Gene Ontology annotation, biological process: regulation of transcription by RNA polymerase II. The transcript has 18 exons. The record is from RefSeq and is a predicted model, not a curated record. The coding region runs from base 1386 to 3416 and encodes 676 amino acids.